Messenger RNA from Morchella importuna, 3738 nucleotides. RefSeq lists its product as uncharacterized. Lineage: Eukaryota; Fungi; Ascomycota; Pezizomycetes; Pezizales; Morchellaceae. The transcript has 5 exons. The coding region runs from base 1 to 3738 and encodes 1245 amino acids. The record is from RefSeq and is a predicted model, not a curated record.
AUGUUCUCCCGACUAAAAGGCGUCCUCGAAUCCCACAUCGGCGAGAUCGACUCGCAGCUCGCCGCCGAAUCGCGCUCCCGCAGCACCCCCUCCCACUCCCCCGCCCCCUCCUCCUCCUCCUCCUCCCGCCGCCCAGCGUCCACCACCCGUGGCCCGCGCGCCGCGUCCGUGUCUGCCCCCGCCGACUUUGAGAGCGACGGCGCGACGCCGCCGCGCGCGGGGACGCCCGUGGGGGAGGUUGUGGGUGAGGAUCCGCUUGGUGCCCUCGGCGGUGGUGGGGAGAAGAGUACCGGUGGGGGGAGUGGCAGGGCGACGCCGCGGCUGGAGAGGAAUGGGCUGGGUACGGGGGAAAGCAGGCCGGGGACGCCGAGUAAUGGUGCUGGAGGCGGUGGUGGUAAUAGCGGUGGCGGAGGAGGAGGAGGAGGUGGAGGCAGCAGCAUAGCAAACGCCGAUCUCCCCACCGACGUGCGCGUAAAGCUGCGGAAGCUGGAAAAGAUUGAAGCAAAGCACAACGAGCUCCUCCGCUCCUACAAGAUCGUCCACGCGCGCAACGCCCUCAUCGAGCCCUUCGAGAAGGCGCUGCGCGAAAACACGCCCUUCGAGGGCCUCGCCGACGGAAAGGCGCUCAUCGACUGGAUCGGCAGCUUCAGUCUGCGCGCAGACCUAGCGCGCGAGGAGCUCAUCCGCGUGUGCAAGGAGCGGGACGAGCAGAAGGCGCUCGUCACAAAACUACAGGACGCCGCCAAAACCACACCUCCACCAGAGGAGAAGAAGGAGACAGACGACAUUUUCAAUUUCGACGACGAGCACGCGCAGCUGACGGGGCAGGUUGCGGCGCAGGCGGCGGAGAUUGCGGCGCUGAAGACGCGGCUGGAGGAGGGGCUGCUGGAGGGGGCGAGGGAGGAGGCGGCGGCGAAGGGGAGGGAGCUCGAGGAGGUCAAGGCGAAGGAGGAGGCGCUGGCGAAGGAGAUGGCGGAGCUGCGCAAGAGCGUUGAGGACAAGACGAAGGCGGCGGAGGAACAGACCAAAGCCGCCGAAGAAAAGACCAAGGCCGCCGAAGAGAAAACCAAAGCCGCCGAAGAAAAGACCAAGGCCGCCGAAGAAAAGACCAAGGCCGCCGAAACGCAACUCAAGACGGCCACCGAAAAGCUCGCGGCCGCCACCGCCUCCGAAAAAUCCGCGACGCAAAAACUCGCCUCCGCAUCCGCCGCCGCCGCCUCCGUCGACACGCGCACCGCCGAGCUGACCAGCAAGCUGCAGCAGCUCUCCACGCUCACGGCAAGCCUCAACGCCAAGUCCGAGCAACUCGCCGCAACAGAGAAGGCCGCACAGGGCGGCAACGCGCGCGUCGAGCAGAUCCAGCGCGACCUCGCGCACAAGCAGACGUACAUCGAGGGGCUAGAGCGCAAGCUCGCGGAGCACGCCGAGAAGAUGCGCAACAUGGUGACGUACAGCAAGGACGUGCGGGAGCUGCGCGAGGCCAAGACGGCGCUGGAGCGCACGGUGGGGGUGCUGGAGGGGCGGCUGGAGGAGGCGCUGCGGAAGCAGGUGGUGCCGGCGGCGGAGGAGGCGAUGCCCGAGACGCCGACGACGCCUGUGCCCGGGGCAGCAGCAGGGGCGGCGGGGGCGGCGGGGAAGAAGAAGAAUAAGAAGAGGAAGAAGGGCAAGGGCGCGGGGGCGGCGUCGGUCGAGGGCUCGGUGAAGGGCGAGGAGUCCGUCAAGGAGAGUGAGAUGGUCGAGGACGAGCCUGAGCCUGCCGCUACCGCCGCGGCGGGCAGCACGUAUACUGCCGGCGCCAUCAUCGAGGGCCUCCAGAAGGAGGUCGCGGCGCUGGAGAAGAAGCUGCACGAGACCGAGUCCCGGGCUGAUGCACUCCAGGCGCAAGCAGCAGACACCACCGAACUCGCAUCGCUGCGCGCGGAGGUGGCAGAGGCGAAGCAGAAGCUGUCCGAGACGGAGGAGAAGCUGUCAGAGAAGGAGACGGCGCUGUCAGCGACGAGCGAGAAGCUCUCCGAGAAAGAGGCCGACCUCGAGAAACGCGACACCUACAUCGAACAGCUCAAGAAGAAGUCCGCCGCCGCCGACGAAAUGCGCGAGGAGCUCGAGAGCCUGCGCGACGACCUGGUCAAUCUCGGCGGCGACCUGACGGACGCCAAAGACGCGCUCAAGGAGAAGAGUCUUGCGCUGCAGGCCGCCCAGAAGCUCGUCGACGAGCUCGAGCCCAAGGUCUCGAGCCUCGAGGCGGAGAUCACGGCGCUGAAAGAGGCCUCCGCCAGCACCUCUGCGGGCCUCGAGGCCGCACACAAGGCCCUCCAGACCGCGCACGAAGCGCUACAGGCCGAGACCGAGUCUCUCCGGGCCGCCGCAGAAACACUCACCGCGGACCUCACCGCCGCGCAGCAGCUCGCCGCCACGCGCGCCACAGAGCUCACCGACGCCCGCAGCGCGCUCGAGAAGGCGCAGUCAGAGCUCAUCCCACUGCGCACCGAGGUCGCAACACUCAGCGCGGCCAAAAACGAGGCGAACCAAAAACUCGUCGAGCUGCGGCGCCUCGAGCGCGUCGAGCGCGACCUCAAGUCCGAGGUGGCAACACUCACAAAGAAGCUCACCGAGAAAGACGGCGAGCUCGAGAAGCAGCGGCAGAAGGUGCGCGAGGAGGCUUCGCGGCGCGUCACGGCCGAGGAGGCCACGCGGGCCGUGCAAAAGUCGCUCCGCGGCGCCGAGGACGAGCGGACGAAGGCGCAGGCGGCCAUAGAGAAGGGCGGGAAGGAGCUGCGGGGCGUGCAGGAGGAGCUGGGCGCGGCGAGGGCGCGGCUGGCGGCGCUGGACGGGGAUGUGAAGGUGCUGCGGGACGAGCGUGCGGCGCUGCGGGAGGAGCUGGAGGCGAAGAAUUCGCAGUAUGCCGGUGCGCAGGAGAUGGUUAGUGCGCUGCGGAGCCAGACGGGGGAGCUGGCGCAGCAGAUGCGGGAGGCGGCGGAGAAGUGUGAGGGUGUUGAGGAGGAGCUUGUGGAGACGCAGAGGCUGCUGGGCGAGCGGACGAGGGAGGCAGAGACGAUGCGGAGGCUGCUGGGCGAUGUGGAGGCGCGGCAUGAGGCGCGGGCGAGAGAGAUGAAGGAGCGGCUUGAGGCGGCGGUGGAGGAGCGGGAUCGCGCGGAGGAGGAGGCGGCGACGGUGGGGAGGCGCAGGGGGAGGGAGGUGGAGGAGCUGCGGGAGAGGAGGGAGUUGACGGGCAUGAGGGAGGCGAGGACGAAGGUGGAGGCGGAGCUGGAGAGGGUCACUAGGGAGUAUGGCGAGACGAAGUCGGCGCUGGACAGCAUGAGAGACACACUCGACCAGACAGACGGACAGGUCCGCGAGAUUGAGCGCCAGAAGGCGGAGACGCGCAAGGAGCUCGAGGAGCUACAGAGCAAGUACGACAAGCUAUUAAAGACACACAAGGCCCUCCAAGACGACCACCGCACCACGCGCAGCAAGGGCAUCACCAGCCCAGCGUCGCCCCCGCCGCCAUCGACGCGGGGGCAGCAGAACCGCACCUCGGUGGACUCGUCGCGGUCGUCGCUGGCGGGCGACCAGGCGGUCAACACGGACUAUCUGAAGAACGUGUUUCUGCAGCUGCUGGAGCAGAAGGAGAAGCGCACGCAGAUGCAGCUGGUGCCGGUGCUGGGCAUGCUGCUGAAGUUUGAUCGCAGGGAUGAGCAGAAGUGGACGGCGGCGGUGGCGGCGCUGAGGAAUUCGUAG